Molecule: messenger RNA, 1290 nt
Organism: Ectocarpus sp. CCAP 1310/34
Lineage: Eukaryota; Phaeophyceae; Ectocarpales; Ectocarpaceae
Source: the annotation of a GenBank genome assembly
AUGCUGUCCUCACAAACAAGAUUCGCCCGAAAUGGGGGAGUCGACGCCAAAGACUUCCAACGGGUGUGGCGAGAAAGAGAACAUCUCUUUUCCGAACCCGACCCCGCACCCGGAGGGGACGUCGGGGGACGAGAAGAGGCCAGCAGACCGGGUGGGGAAGCCCGGCGGGAGGGACGCAGGGAAGAAGGGGGUGGCGGGGUGGGCCCCGAGAAGAUUUUUGAGUUUGGGAAACUGUUUCAGAAGUUCGACACCGACGGAGAUGGCAGGCUCGGUCGAGCCGACUUUGAGCGUCUGGUAGGAGGAAUGCUAGAGCAGGUCGGGGAGAGGGGAGGAGAUGGUACCAGGCGCGGCAGCCGCGGGGGAGAAGGGGACAACGGCAACGCUCCAUCCGCAGCACCACAACCGCUGCCGCCUCCACCAGCGGUGCCUCCGUCGCCGGCCGGUCCUUCGAUCACGCACUACGAUGAGACUACGGGAGUUCCUUUGGCCCGCGAGGCGGUAGCCUCUCAGCAGGCACUGGGGCACACCGUGGUUCCCCUUCGCGAGGCGUACAGUCGGCGGCUGUCCCGGCUUCAGCUCCGGAGGCGGCUUCACGGCCGUGGCGAAGAGCUCAGGGCAGCGAGAGCGGCGAUAGAGCGGGAGACGCUUGCCGACGCUGAGGCCAUCGUUGAGAGGCUUCGAUCAGCCGAGACUCUCAAGCAGGCGAUGCUAACUCAGGGAGUGAACAGCGUCACGGCGGAGCUUGAAGGAGUCGAAAAGCUGUCCGAUCAGACCGCUUGCCGAGUCCUUAUGGACCUAGUAUGCGCAACCGACUUCGAAGGCACGGAGAGAAUGGUAGAGUUGGUUCAGUCCUACCGAGAGCUGUGCAACUCCAUCGACCGAGUCGCGAACAAGCCGUUCGAUCCUACCAUCGACGUGCAAGCCGAUGAUUUCCCGCACGAGACGGCGGAAAGACUCGAGGUUCUACGACGAGCAGAUCGCUACGAGCAUGCCCUGAGUGUCAAGGACCAAAUGCUUUGGGAGGCGAUGCAGGUGAGCGACUGCAGGCUCCAAAGCUCGGAAAUGCUUGCUGAUAAGGUGGCUUCGGAGGUGUCCCCCGUGGUGUCGUUGACCACAGCGCUUAGUAGUGAAUCUCAGCGACUGGAGGAAAAGUGUCAAGAGGAGCGUAGCCUUGGCCGUGAAUUCGCGGAAGAGGCUCAAGAGUGGGUAACGCUCACGGGGAAGCUCUCGGACCGCGUUAAUGCCCUGACGGUCGAGGCGGAACGGACGGCACAACUGCGAAAGGUGUAA